Messenger RNA from Zingiber officinale, 1773 nucleotides. RefSeq names its product probable serine/threonine-protein kinase PBL26. Gene Ontology annotation, molecular function: protein kinase activity; ATP binding. The record is from RefSeq and is a predicted model, not a curated record. Bases 503 to 1558 code for a protein of 351 amino acids. Lineage: Eukaryota; Viridiplantae; Streptophyta; Magnoliopsida; Zingiberales; Zingiberaceae. The transcript has 5 exons. Gene Ontology annotation, biological process: protein phosphorylation.
UAAACAAACAAUAACAUUGACAGCUCCUUCCCUCCUCCGCCUGCUCGUCUACCCAGCGGGAUUUGGAUCCACGUCUCGCCUUCUGCGCUUUCAGACGUGUCCUCAAAUACCCACCAUCCGCUUCUGGUGCAAUCGCCCAGAAAAAGUCGUCACCUUUCUCCUUCUGAUAAGCUUCUGUCGUUCCUCGCCAAAGCCGCUGCGGUUGCGCCGAUUCAGGUCUCCUCCGGAAGGGAUUCAAGUCUUUUCUCGCCUUUUUUGGUGUAAAUUUCGAUUCUUUCGGACCGUCGAAGUUGUGGAGCUUAUUUUACCCUAGGCGGAACUUCUUUUUUGCAGUUCACUCGAAAUCUUCAGCUCCGUGUUGAAAUUUGGGAUUUUUGUUGGGGGUUCAAGGAUUGGAGGCUGAAAGGUUUUGUUAUUUUCAGUUCUCUGAGUUUGUAAGUUGGGAUUUGAGACAAUCGGCGGGAGUCGAGAGGUAAUUUUUCUUUGGCGUAAAUACUUCAAGAUGAGCUGCUUUCCUUGUUUCUUGAAGAAGAAUUUCCCGAACGCCGACUUAUCUCCAGUUGCACGCGCGGUUAAGGUCCAUGAAGUGACGAAAUGGCCUGAGUAUCCCCUGGAGAAAGUUCCUACUCAUGAAACUCAAAAUGAUGCUGGAAAAGAAAAUGUUGCUGCCGAGAGAUUCACAUUCCGUGAACUCGCUUCUGCUACCAAGAAUUUUAAACCAGAAUGUCUUUUGGGAGAAGGAGGGUUUGGUAGGGUUUACAAGGGUUUACUCGAGAAGACUAGAGAAGUUAUAGCUGUUAAGCAGCUAGACAGGAAUGGCUUCCAAGGCAACAAAGAAUUCCUUGUUGAAGUAUUGAUUCUCAGUCUUCUCCAUCAUGAAAAUCUAAUCAAGCUUAUUGGAUACUGUGCUGAUGGUGAUCAAAGGCUUCUGGUCUAUGAGUAUAUGCCUAACGGCUCCUUAGAAGAUCAUUUGCUCGAUAUCUCAGCCGAUCAGAAUCCUCUAAGCUGGUAUGCUAGGAUGAAAAUAGCUCAUGGUGCCGCUCAAGGCCUGGAGUAUUUGCACGAGAAAGCCAAUCCGCCGGUGAUCUAUCGUGAUCUUAAAUCAUCGAAUAUUCUACUUAAUGAAAAUUUUGUUGCAAAGCUCUCUGAUUUUGGGCAUGCAAAGCUGGGUUCCGUAGGGGAUAAAAUCCAUGUUUCUUCAGCAUUGAUGGGCACAUAUGGAUACUGUGCGCCCGAAGAUGUAAGAGCAGGUCAGCUUACUUUGAAGUCAGAUGUCUACAGUUUCGGUGUUGUUAUGCUCGAGCUAAUCACAGGGAGGAGGGCAAUUGACACUGCUAAGCCAACAGAUGAACAGAACCUUGUUGCUUGGGCAAUGCCCUUGUUAAAGGACCAGAAGAGAUUCCCAGAGUUAGUAGAUCCACUCCUACAAGGGGACUAUCCAGCAAAGGGCCUGGGCCAAGCAGCUGCUGUUGCUGCAAUGUGUCUCCAAGAAGAGCCUUCGGUUCGCCCACUAAUGACCGAUGUUGUCGUGGCACUAAGCUUUCUUACAACCGAAUAAACCUGUCGUCAACGAUAACUGUCAUUCCAGGACCAUUAUUUUGUUAAACAUCAUGAGAACGUGUGAGGAUUUAAGAUUCUGGGAAUCUCUCUAAAAGAGCUAUUUGACAGAAGAUAUCAAAUUAACCUGCUCCACACAGUUUGUACCCUGACCUUGGUUUUGUGUGCAUAUCUUGCUCCUCAUAAGUCACAACGUUGGUUAUUUGAUCUUGCUGC